Phymastichus coffea is the source of this 658-nucleotide messenger RNA. It is a transcript of the gene HINT1, whose product is annotated as adenosine 5'-monophosphoramidase HINT1. Bases 57 to 530 code for a protein of 157 amino acids. Gene Ontology annotation, cellular component: nucleus; cytoplasm. Gene Ontology annotation, molecular function: hydrolase activity. The transcript is spliced from 2 exons. Lineage: Eukaryota; Metazoa; Arthropoda; Insecta; Hymenoptera; Eulophidae. Gene Ontology annotation, biological process: purine ribonucleotide catabolic process. The record is from RefSeq and is a predicted model, not a curated record.
UUUUGUCCCUUUUUAUUUAACGAACCUGAGUAGUUAAUUAAAAAGAAAAAACAAGAAUGAAUUUAGUAGGUAUAGUAUUACGUGCAUCGAGGUUAUUCAGGUACUCAUCACAUAACGAUUUUUUGAGAAUCAUUUCAAACACUAGAAAAAUGGCGUCUGAAGUAGAAAAAGCGCAAAGUGCUACACCGGGUGGUGAUACGAUUUUUGGAAAAAUAUUAAGAAAAGAAAUCCCUUGCAAGUUUAUUUAUGAAGAUGAUCGUUGUGUUGCAUUUCAUGACAUCAGUGCUCAAGCUCCAACACAUUUUUUGGUGAUUCCACGAAAACCCAUUCCUCAAUUAUCAAAAGCAUGUGAUGAAGAUGAAAAUCUCCUAGGUCAUUUGAUGAAUGUUGCUCAGAAAGUUGCUAAGCAAGAAGGAUUAGACAAUGGAUUUCGCUUAGUAAUUAAUGAUGGUAAAGAUGGUGCACAGUCAGUAUUUCACUUACAUUUACAUGUACUAGGAGGACGUCAAAUGCAAUGGCCACCUGGAUAAUUACUGCAUAGUGCCAGAAAAAAUUUUAAUAAGUUCAAAAAUCUAUGCAUUUUAAAUUUGAUAAUAAAAAUAAAAAUUUAUUACAAUAAACUUAUUUUUCUGUACAAUAUGUAUACAUAAAAAAUUCU